Molecule: messenger RNA, 2497 nt
Organism: Phyllostomus discolor (pale spear-nosed bat)
Lineage: Eukaryota; Metazoa; Chordata; Mammalia; Chiroptera; Phyllostomidae
Gene: ONECUT3
Product: one cut homeobox 3
Exons: 2
Coding region: 1-1449 (482 amino acids)
Biological process (GO): regulation of transcription by RNA polymerase II
Cellular component (GO): nucleus
Molecular function (GO): RNA polymerase II cis-regulatory region sequence-specific DNA binding; DNA-binding transcription factor activity, RNA polymerase II-specific
Source: RefSeq, a predicted model, not a curated record
AUGGAGCUGAGCCUGGAGAGCCUGGGGGGCCUGCACGGCGUGGCCCACGCGCAGGCAGGCGAGCUGCUGAGCCCAGGCCACGCGCGCUCGGCGGCGACGCAGCACCGCGGCCUGGUGGCACCCGGGCGCCCGGGCCUGGUAGCCGGCAUGGCGAGCCUGCUGGACGGCGGCGGCGGCAGCGGCGGCGGCGCCGGGGGCGCGGGCGGUGCGGCUGGCGCGAGCGGCGGCGCGGACUUCCGCGGGGAGCUGGCUGGCCCGCUGCACCCGGCUAUGGGCAUGGCCUGCGAGGCACCCGGCCUGGGCGGCACCUACACGACGCUCACGCCCCUGCAGCACCUGCCGCCGCUCGCGGCCGUGGCUGACAAGUUCCACCAGCACGCGGCGGCUCACGGCGGCCACCCUCAUGCGCACCCGCACCCGGCGGCCGCACCGCCCCCACCGCCCCCGCCGCAGCGCCUGGCUGCUAGCGUGAGCGGCAGUUUCACCCUCAUGCGCGACGAGCGCGCUGCGCUCGCCUCCGUGGGCCACCUCUAUGGGCCCUAUGGCAAAGAGCUGCCUGCCAUGGGGUCGCCGCUGUCGCCGCUGCCCAACGCGCUGCCACCCGCGCUGCACGGCGCCCCGCAGUCCCAGGCGCCACCGCCGCCCCCUCCGCUGGCCGCUUACGGCGCUCCGAGCCACCUGGCCGGAGACAAGCUGCUGCCGCCCGCUGCCUUCGAACCGCACGCCGCGCUGCUAGGGCGCGCAGAAGACGCGCUGGCUCGCGGGCUGCCGGGAGGCGGGGGCGCGGGCAGCGCGGGUAGCGGGGGCUCCGCUGGGCUGCUGGCGCCGCUGGGCGGGCUGGCGGCGGUCGGGGCGCACGGGCCGCACUCGAGCGGCGGGGGCCCGGGCAGUGGCGGCGGCCCUGGGGCUGGCGCGGCGGCAGAGGAGAUCAACACCAAGGAGGUGGCGCAGCGCAUCACCGCGGAGCUGAAACGCUACAGCAUCCCGCAGGCCAUCUUCGCGCAGCGCAUCCUGUGCCGCUCACAGGGCACACUCUCUGACCUGCUGCGCAACCCCAAGCCGUGGAGCAAGCUCAAGUCGGGCCGCGAGACCUUCCGCAGGAUGUGGAAGUGGCUGCAGGAGCCCGAGUUCCAGCGUAUGUCAGCGCUGCGCCUCGCAGCCUGCAAGCGGAAGGAGCAGGAGCAGCAGAAGGAGCGUGCACUGCAGCCAAAGAAGCAGCGCUUGGUUUUCACUGACCUGCAGCGUCGCACGCUGAUCGCCAUCUUCAAGGAGAACAAGCGGCCGUCCAAGGAAAUGCAGGUCACCAUCUCGCAGCAGCUCGGCCUGGAGCUCAACACCGUCAGCAAUUUCUUCAUGAACGCGCGGCGCCGUUGCAUGAACCGCUGGGCCGAGGAGCCCGGCGCGGCCCCCGGGGGCCCCGCCGGCGCCGCCACUUUCUCCAAAGCCUGAGGCGCCCCCCGCCCCGCGCCCUCCCUGCCUCCACGGCCUGGGCGCUGGCCUCCCGAAUCUCCCACCCCACCCUACCAGCCCGGAGACUCGCCCUAGGGGGCACCUGGAAGGGAUGCGGUCCGGGUCCCCGACUCCUAGGGAGGGGAUGCAGCACACCCCUCAGCCCAAGUGCACAAAAGGGCCCCCCUCCUCUCCAUCCCACCCCUUCAGGCCAGAGGAAGCCCUCCACCAUCCCCCCCUCAGAGGAUGGGUUGAGAAAAAGGGGCUCCCCACCUCCCUCUCAAUUUAGGAUGCGCAGGGGCCUUGGGAAAAACCAGGGCUUGCCGUGUCCUCCCCGAAAGCGGGUCAAGAAGCACAUACUAGAAAUAUAAACCGGGUAUUUAAAAGAAAAGGAAUUUUAAGAAUAACCCCUUCUUCGCCAGCUGCCCCCAACCCCCAUAAAAGGAGGCAGGAAGAGCCUACCUCCCCACCCUCCCGUGGACCUUUCCCUGGGAACUCAGUCCCUUCUAAAGUUGCCACAUCCAGUGGGAUCCCUCCGGUCCCCCCACCCACACCAAACCAACCCCAUCCGCCCGAAGAACUGCCCCCACAGCCAAGAGCCCAGCCGCCCCUCCCGGAGGCAGCCAGGAUUCCUUGUGCCAAGAAUUGCCUGCCUUAACGUCUGGGGAGGGGCCUGAAGUGGCCACCCCCCAGCACCCACAGGCAAGCACCCUCUCCCACCCCCAUCCCCAUCCCCCGCACCCUCUGUCAUUUCACUUCAGCUUUAGGCACCUUGAUGAAUGACACACGGGGAGAGACAGACCCCAGGACUUGGAAGAAGACAUCCAGAUUCCACAGCUACGUCCACGGACACAGAGCACGGGAGACCUCUGGAGCCGCUGCCUGCCGUGGCCAUGGUGUUGCUAUCUGCCCGGAACCCUCUGGAAGUCACUCACCACCUCCUAGCACUUGGAGUGCUGUACUGGGCCUGAAGGGGUGACAGGGGUGAACCUGUGUUUGCCACGUCUGUCUCCACAGAGAAGAAGGUGGAAUCUGCUUGCUCGUUUUU